Messenger RNA from Trifolium pratense (red clover), 1289 nucleotides. RefSeq names its product auxin-responsive protein SAUR50. NCBI's taxonomy places the organism in Eukaryota, Viridiplantae, Streptophyta, Magnoliopsida, Fabales, Fabaceae. The transcript has a single exon. Bases 134 to 589 code for a protein of 151 amino acids. Gene Ontology annotation, biological process: response to auxin. The record is from RefSeq and is a predicted model, not a curated record.
CUCACUCCUAUAAAUUAUUAAUCUCCCCCACCAUUCCAAGCCCCCUCACAAUCUUGCUUCUCUCUCUCUCUACUCUAAAACAUCACAACUUGGUCAAUCAACAGAACAAAACAACAACAUUGUAGAAACAAAAAUGUCUUCAAAAUGUAGUAAAAUUCGCCACAUUGUACGCCUCCGCCAGAUGCUACGAAGGUGGCGAAACAAAGCACGCAUGUCUUCAGCUAAUCGUGCACCAUCUGAUGUUCCAGCUGGACACGUGGCAGUAUGUGUUGGUGCUAACUACACCAGAUUUGUAGUGCGCGCUACGUACCUGAACCACCCCAUUUUCCAGAAGCUUCUUGUUCAAGCUGAAGAAGAGUAUGGUUUCUCUAACUACGGACCCCUUACCAUCCCUUGUGAUGAAGAUUUUUUUGAAGAGGCUCUCCGGUUUAUUUCCCGGUCUGGUUCAAACAAUGGACCCAACCGGUUCGUUAAUCUCGAGGUUGAAGAUAUUAAACAACGCUGCCACGUGGGAAUUAGAAAUAACGUGGAUUUCUGGCCUGAAUCUCGACCGCUCCUACAUGGUCUUAGUGAAAAAACAAUUUGGUAGCGGUCUAGCGGUCCAACCGAACCGUGCUAGACCGGUUGGUUCGUUCACUCACUUGGAUUCGAACUCGGGUUUUGAGAAAUUCAUGUUUGAUGAAGAACGCCGAAUGAUCCAAGUGAUUUUAUGUUUUUUUGUUUAACACUUUGGUCAGUGGGAAAUGACCUGAUAAUCCGAGUUCGGCCCAGAUGUAAAAUUUGACUAAUAAUUAUUUAGUCAGUAUUUACAUGCCGAUUUGAGCUUGAACUCGAGGGUUCAUACCGAGCGGCAUAAAUUCAAGAGAAGUUAUCUGAUCCGACUCGAGUGAUUAAUUUCUGCUAUAGUUCGAGUUAUUUAUACAAGGUAAAUUGUGGGUUUACAUUUUUACCCCAAUUUUCCUUUUCUUUUCAUAUGGUGGUGGGAAUUGGGAAAUUUGAGGAAUGAGAUAUUUUUUUAGGCCAUCUCAGUUGUAUUGUAUUUAAUUUACGUGCAUUAUAUUAUGCACUAGAAAAAAAGGUUCAAUUUUACAAUGCUCCAAGGAUGCUAAGGAGAUGGCUACAAUCGAGUCGUCCCGAGUUGGAUCGGAGUGGAGGUCUCGAGUUGAUGAUGAUCAUUAUUUAUUUUCAUUUCCGGUAACUUUUGUAAACCAUUGUGUAUGUAAUCUUAUUCAUGUUCAUGAAAUGAAAUGGAACUGUAGAGAAUAUUUAAUUUUCAAAUUUCUUCGUAC